This is a messenger RNA of Solanum stenotomum, 1326 nucleotides long. RefSeq lists its product as uncharacterized. Gene Ontology annotation, biological process: cell wall organization. NCBI's taxonomy places the organism in Eukaryota, Viridiplantae, Streptophyta, Magnoliopsida, Solanales, Solanaceae. Gene Ontology annotation, molecular function: FAD binding; UDP-N-acetylmuramate dehydrogenase activity. The record is from RefSeq and is a predicted model, not a curated record. The coding region runs from base 30 to 1058 and encodes 342 amino acids. Gene Ontology annotation, cellular component: cytosol. The transcript is spliced from 4 exons.
CCAAACCGAAAAUUCGCAAUGAGCACCAAAUGAAGCCCUCUCCAAUGGCGUCACAUAUGACAAACUAUCAACUCCCUCUAAAACCACCAAGAAAGUUACAUUCUUGUCAUGUUCAGAGCAGAAGUAGCUGCAGCUUCAACAAGCAAGAACCAGCUCAAAACUCAACUGGGUUCCAGUUUAUUCGCAGGAAGAAGCUACUCAGUGAUCUUACCACAUGGGGAAUUGGAGGCCCUUGUAAUUACUUCGUUCAAGUCUUUGACCCAACCCAACUUGUUUCGGCUGUCAGGUAUUGUAAUGAGCAAUCCAUGAGAUUUAUGAUCUUGGGUAAAGGCUCGAAUUGUUUGUUUGAUGACAUGGGUUUUGAUGGCUGCGUUAUUCUCAAUCGAAUUGAGUUCUUGGAGAAGAUAGAAUCUGGAGUAUACCGGGUCGGAAGUGGAUACCCAUUUAAUCGCUUUGGAGUUGUGUCUGCAAAUGAAGGGUUUUCAGGGCUUGAAUUUGCUGCUGGUGUUCCUGGGACUGUUGGUGGAGCUGCGUACAUGAAUGCCGGAGCAAAUGGGCAGGAAACAGCUGCUGCUAUUGAUAGCAUAGAGAUCAUCACAAAUGAAGGCGAAUCAAGGAUGCUGAAAAGAAGAGAGUUAAAUUUUGGCUAUAGAUUAUCACCAUUUCAAGAAAUGAAAGACUUGGCAUCCAUUACUGCAGUUACAUUCCGGCUAAAUUUCUCCAAAACUGCACGAGAAAUGCAACAAGAAUACUUGGCUAGAUGGUUUCCUUGCAGAAGAUGGAGGACACAACCUUUGGGGCAGAGAAGUGCUGGUUCAGUUUUCCGAAAUCCAUCUUCUAUGGGUGUUUCUGCUGCAGAAUUGAUAGAGAAAAGUGGGUUGAAGGGGUUGAGAGUUGGUGGAGCCAUGGUCUCAAACAAGCAUGCCAACUUUUUCAUAAAUUGUGGUUCUGCAACUUCUCAAGACAUGCUUGAGCUCAUAGGCUUAGUUAAGGAUGAAGUAAAUCAGAAGUUUGGAGUGGAACUAAAGGAAGAAAUCUUGUACAUUCAUCCAUCUUAGAAACAAGUUAUUGAAACAGCUUAUGUAUUCAUUGACUGAAAACCUUUACACUUAGCUGAUAAGUCACACGCUGGCUGAUCAUUUACAGAUAACAUAAGAAGGCCUAAAACAUCGGUUAAUGAGUCCUAUGCUGUUUCUUUUCUGGGCUACUAGUUAGAGCUUUGGUGAUGCAGUGGGUAAGAAUUCCAACAGGGCAAAACAGCAAGCACAGAGACACAGAAUGGCGGGUUUCGAUAUCAUUCUGCAAUCCGUCAUGAUAAACCUGUCU